This is a messenger RNA of Anolis sagrei ordinatus, 1652 nucleotides long. It is a transcript of the gene PRR11, whose product is annotated as proline rich 11. The record is from RefSeq and is a predicted model, not a curated record. Gene Ontology annotation, cellular component: cytoplasm; nucleus. Lineage: Eukaryota; Metazoa; Chordata; Lepidosauria; Squamata; Anolidae.
UUGUGUGAUUGGCUGGGGUGGAUGUAACAAUCAGUUUGAAUUGUUAGCUAGGGUAAAGAGAGGCAGCUUUGGGCGAGGCUGGUUAAAGAGGACUUCAAGCGAACAGCGUUAGUACAACUGUAAAGUAAACCGAGUCUUGGGAAAAAAAAGAUGUGCAAAAGUAAGCAACGACAACAUAAAUUGAGAGCCAGGAGGAAAUAUUGGAGGAAAAGGAGGCAAGGAAUCAUUCAGCCUCCGUGCCUAAAAGCUCUCCCUCCAGAGCCUACAGAAAGUACUCAUAUUCAGAAUGGAUCCCGCUGCUCUCGGCCUUCAGCUUUCCUGAGCCUAACAGGAGCAGUGAAACCUUUGCUGACCGCGGUCUCGGGUUGCUGUCUGUGGUGCUGGAAAAUGGUUUUGCAGAUUUUCGAAGUCAUGAAAAGCUCAGUCUUCCCAUCAGCUGCAUAUCGGCAGGAGCUCCGCACACUCAGAGAGCGGUUAGAAAAGCUGGAAGCGGAAUUUUCCAGGCUGCAAUCGUUGGUUCAGAAUGGAGUUGCUGCUCCUUCUGCUGAGAUGGUUGCUUGCCAAGGCUCAGGGAGUCCAUUGCUGGCUUUUCCUGCACAGACAGAAGUUGGCUUACCAGGCCUGGGGUCUCUUCCUUCCCAACUGAUGGUGCCACCUCCUCCUCCACCUCCACCGCUGCCUCCACCACCACCUCCACCAGCACCUCUUUGCUUCAAAAAGACUGGUGGGAUCAAGACACAGCCGCAGGCAACCUCGUCGAGAAAAGAUGUCCCCAUGCAAAUAACACUCCAGGACCUCCUGAAAGUAAAACUAAAGAAAACACAAAACAACACUGGGAUUGACAAGAAGGGGUCGCCAUUGGAGCACCGCAAGGCACUAGUCACUGUCUCCGAUUUGCAAAGUAUGAACCUGAAAUCCAAAGCCCCACGUCCGCUUGUUCGUGUCACUAAUCAUUUAAUAACUCCUAGCAAAAGUGCUUUAGACUUUCGAAAACACCUCAAAAAGCUUGCUAUUAAGAGGAGCCCAGGGGGAACCCCCUUAACUAACAAAGAGAAUGCUGAAACCGGUACGGGACUGACCCCACUCAUGACCCAGGCUCUACGGCGCAAGUUCCAGUUUGCUCACCCAAAGAGCCCAUCUCCAGCUCAGUUACCUCGAAGAGGCAGCUUUGAAGAGCAAAGUUAACAGAAGAUCUCCUGAUACGAAGUCCAACCACGGCCAUGAAGGAAUUUGAGUUUAGAAGCUCUCUCAAGGAGGAUUGAACAGUGGCUGAUCCCAUAUAUUACUGAAUGUGACUACCAGCAAUCCUAAAUAGCAUAGGCGUUGUUGAGGAUUGUUUGAAGUUGCGAUCCAGCAAGAUUUGUAAGAACAGACUUUGCUUCUCUUGCUGCUCUAGAGCAGCCUUGGCCAAGUUGGCACGCCUUGAGAUUGUUGGACUACAACUCCCAGAGGAUGCUAGCCCACAAUGCUUGCACAUCCAGCCCUCCACGUUUAUGGGUUUGAUUUUUGCUGAUAGAUUUACACAUGAAACUGUUACUAUAUAACAUUCAGAAUGGCUUAUCUUAUGCCAACUUUCAGUAACUUGGCACAAGUCUUUAUUGUAAGAAUUGAACAAAGAAAUGUUUGUUUAUGGAUUCUCAGGCACAUAAAGC